AUCUCUCCUCGACAAUGGUGAGGUCAAGUAUUCUUUGGGACCCCUACUGCCUGGCGUACCUGAGUUGGGAGGACAUAGAGGCACUCAUGCUGCGGGAGAAAGAACCGCCGCGGCGUCGGGUGUAUGCAUCGCGAGGUGGCCUACUGAACCUGGACUCAAUGUCGAGCCACUGUUUUCGACGACAGUUUCGAUUCGAAAAAGCUGACUUUCCAGUGCUCGUGCGUGCCCUGAAGAUGCCGCAGUACAUCACUAGUGCCCAAGGAGUGAGGGUAACGGCCACAGAAGCCCUAUGCAUAUGUCUCCGGAGGCUUGCCUAUCCAAACAGGCUGUGUGACCUACAAGAAUGCUUUGGGCGUCACUAUUCUGUGGUGUCGAGCGUAUAGAAUAAAGUACUCUACCACAUCGAAAAGAACUUCGGUUGCCUCCUGAGCAAUAUGACCAUUCACCCGUGGCUCAAAAAUUCGGACUUGGAAGCUAUGAGCGAGGUAAGUUAUAUUUUCUUUGUUUAGCCCUUCGAGGCUGAUCACAUUAGUGCGCGUUCUCAUGCUGAUAUUUGUUUGCCCCAGGCUGUUCAUCGUAAAGGUGCUCCUCUGAGCAACUGCUGGGCAUUUAUCGUCGGUACUGCGCGCCCCAUAUGCCGACCCUCGCAAGACCAGCGCCUGUACUUUUCCGGACACAAGAGGCUACAUGUGCUCAAAUACCAGUCUUUGAUGUGUCCAAAUGGGCUCAUCUGCCAGCUGGAUGGACCAUACCCGGGACGAAGGCAUGAUGCUGGCAUUCUUCGGGACAGCCAGUUGUAUGAAAAGCUGGAAGCAUUGGCACUGGACAAGGAUUUCGUUAUAUACGGCGACCCAGCCUAUCCUCUCCGCCCACUGCUUAUGAAGCCCUACGGAGGAGCAGCAUUGACAGCCACCCAGCAAGAGUUCAAUUCAUCCAUGAGUGCGGUCAGACAGGCCGUUGAGUGGGGAUUCGGAAAGAUUAUCUCAGAAUUUGCAUUUCUGGACUUUAAAAAAAACCAAAAGAUACUACUACAGGCCGUACCACGCAUGUACAGAGUUGCUGUUAUCCUGACCAACUGCCAUGCUUGUAUGUAUGGUAACCAAGUCUCCACAUAUUUUUGA
Rhipicephalus sanguineus (brown dog tick) is the source of this 1121-nucleotide messenger RNA. RefSeq lists its product as uncharacterized. The transcript has 2 exons. The record is from RefSeq and is a predicted model, not a curated record. Bases 711 to 1121 code for a protein of 136 amino acids. Lineage: Eukaryota; Metazoa; Arthropoda; Arachnida; Ixodida; Ixodidae.